This is a messenger RNA of Girardinichthys multiradiatus, 1010 nucleotides long. Its product is annotated as histone H3.3. NCBI's taxonomy places the organism in Eukaryota, Metazoa, Chordata, Actinopteri, Cyprinodontiformes, Goodeidae. The transcript is spliced from 5 exons. The coding region runs from base 215 to 673 and encodes 152 amino acids. Gene Ontology annotation, molecular function: protein heterodimerization activity; structural constituent of chromatin; DNA binding. The record is from RefSeq and is a predicted model, not a curated record. Gene Ontology annotation, cellular component: nucleosome.
CGGACGUCCCGCCUCCAUUGUUUGUUCGGUCUAACAUCAUUGGUCGAGCAGAAACCAGAGUAUCAUUUGAAUUUAGAGCUUGUGCAGUCUGUGGAGUCUAACAACAGAGAAUACGAGAGUCGUGUCCGUCGCUGGUACUUUUUCCAUUUGUUAUAAGCAAAACUGUGGCCUCCUUACUUCUCUUCUUCUGCUCUUCACCUGUGUGUCGGACAAGAUGACUCGCUAUUCACCUGGAAACCGUAGAAAGCCCAAAACCCCUGUUCGUCGCCCCCCAGUGCCAACCCCCGGAACACCUAGAUCAACACGUGGAUCCCCGAGAAGAAGUGGACCUUCAUCUAAACCUCCAAAAAGCUCUGCCGCAUCUCCCAAAAAGAGGAGGUUCCGACCAGGAACCAAGGCCCUAAUGGAGAUCCGGAAGUACCAGAAGAGCACCGAUCUUCUCAUCAGAAAGACGUCAUUCGCCCGACUGGUUCGGGAGGUGUGUCAAAGUUUUUCCACUAGCUAUCUCCGCUGGCAGGUCGUUGCUCUCAUGGCUCUGCAAGAGGCUGCAGAGGCCUUUCUCGUUUUACUGUUGUCAGAUGCUAACUUGUGUGCCAUCCAUGCCAAGAGAGUGACAGUGUUCCCACGGGACAUUCAACUGGCCCGGAGGAUCCGUGGGAUCGAUUUCAUGUAGAAUCCACACCAUAGUUGAGAGAAUCCCAGCAACAUUCAGAUACUGUUUGGGCCUCAUCCUCCUGCUGUGUUGAUUCAGUGCUCAGUUAAAGUUUUACACUCGUUUUAAGUGUUUUCUGAAAGCAGAGCAUGUUCUUGAUUUUAAUUUUCUUUAACAUUUGGAUCCUGAACACCUAAUUUCUGCAGGGAGUUAACAUGGAGAUUGUUGACAAAUGUUUCUAGCAGCUGUAGUUUUGUAUAAUACUAGUGUGUUCUUUAACUGUUCUGAGUACAUUUACUAAUGUAAUAUUGAUGUGUAUAUUUUAUUGCUCAUUAAAGUAAACCUAUUUUGUCUAUAA